CUCUAACACCAUCAAAAAAAAUGUAUUCAAGUUAAUGGCAAACAUAUGACACAGCUCAAAUAUACAAUACACAAAUGCCCAUCUCAUGACCCUAACAUCAUCCAUAUAAAUAUAUAAACAUAUAUACACCUAAACCAGUGGCAUAAGGUAGUUGCAACACGCCCCAGUGCAUGCUAUUGUGCACAUAUUGUCACAUGAUCAGAGUCUUGACAUUGGAUACAUCAACAUACACAUCACAUAACAGUCAUCACUCCAUAUCUGUAAAUGACAAAAACAGCAAAGAAAAUAAGAAAUUAUUAGUUUAAUUUAACAAUUGUAAUAGUUUAUUAUGGUUUAUUUGGAAUAAGCAUAUUUUGUUAUCGAUGCUAUUGACUAUUUUGCAAAAACAAACAAAAAAACCCAAUGAAGAUGGUUUUGCCUUUUUCGAGGAGUUCUUCUUUGAACACAGGCAUAUUUCAAAGUUAGCAAUCACUCGUAAAGGCCCAUUCUCCACCCAGCAUAUUAUUGGAGGGCCCACUCUCUCUGGGUCCCCCACCUCAGGGACACCGAUGCAACCGCACUGUCUUUACUGUCCAUAUUUAUGCCCCUGACCUAAACACACUUUGCUUUAUGUCUACAGUAGGCCCAUUUCAUAAAAAAUGUGAAGAUUGAGAACAAUGGGCUCAACAGGUGACUCAGUCUUAUUUUCACACCACCACACUUCCCUCUUGUAAAUAUAGACUCACAGAGGUACAGGUGUGGACUAUGAUGAAAUUAUGGGCUGUAUUUAAGCACUGUGUCACUUUAUGAUCUUUAAAUAUGUCUUAAGAAAGGUCCUUGUGACUGAAACAUCUACACUUUUUUAAUACAUCAAUGCAGAGGUAAUAAAUGUGUUUGUGAAUUCACCUUUUUUCUUCUGGGGGAAUAGAUUACCUGCAACACAAAGAAGACAAAGCAAGUUGUGUGUGUUGCUUUUCACUCAUUCUGACUGUUUUUCUGUUUUUUUUCUUUGACAUGUUGUAGUAUAAAAUCCUCAUAUUCAUUAUUCAAAAAAUUGAAAUAAUAGUUAAUUGCAGCCGCAAUGAAGAAUACAUGAUUAUUUAACCAAGAGCUGAUUUGAGAUCUGUUCUGUUUUGAGUGCGCGCGCUCUAACCGUAGGAUGUUGGCGUAUCAUAGCAACAAUUGUAAACAGCCGUGAAGUGAAAAGAUGGCGACGCAGAGGGAGAAAGACGCUGAAAAUUAUCUCAAGAAACACAAGAUUAUCGAGCUGAUGGACAACCUGACCAGCAUGCUCUUCUUCUACAGACCUGAGAAUCCCAGAGAAUUUCUUGUUGAACAGCUGGAGCAGCUGAAGCUUUCUCGUCUGAGUGGUGUCAAAGGCCCACAUCUGUUCAACAGUGCCAACCUGGAUGCAGUUUUCGGAAUACUGGACCCCACUAAUCAAAAUUACAUCACCUUUGCACAAUACAAGCACGCUCUGACCACACUGGGCAUAAAAGACAUUAAUGAAUGUCCUGAAGGUGUAAACGAAGACAAAAUAUCCCAUGAGACCUUCAAAACAGAAGCGAUUCAAGGCCUGCGGAGAUGCUCAGCAACAUAUGAACAAGUGUAAACUUUGAUGUUUUCUUCCUUACGUGGGAUUGCGUUUUGUAAAAUGAACAAAUUUUAUAUAAUUAUUAUUAUUAAACUGUUAAUAUGUAUUCUG
Messenger RNA from Epinephelus lanceolatus (giant grouper), 1684 nucleotides. RefSeq names its product EF-hand calcium binding domain 10 (gene efcab10). The record is from RefSeq and is a predicted model, not a curated record. Lineage: Eukaryota; Metazoa; Chordata; Actinopteri; Perciformes; Serranidae.